GGUCAGACCUGUUUUAUUUUAUUUUACGAAAAAUAUCGUGUGCAUAACACGCGAUUUAUGUGGUUUCAACCAAAUGCUACCAAGCAUAAUAUUUAGUAGUGGUGUAUGAAGUGUCUAUGGGAAGGGCUAGCCUGCUGUGUACCCUAUUCCUGGCUGUGAUUGGCUGUCACCAUGCCCUCACCUGUCACUGUCAUUGUGGUGGGAGCUGGGAACCGUGGAGAAACAUAUGCCCAGUUCGCCAUAAUCCACCCUCAUCGUAUGAGGGUGGUCGGGGUGGCAGACCCCAGGGUCUUUGCCCGUCAGAAGCUACAGGAAGAGCACCAUAUUGCUGAGGAGAAUGUGCAUGAUGAUUGGCGUAGCAUUGCAGAGAGGGAGAAGUUUGCAGACGCAGUAUUUAUUUGCACCCCUGACCGGCUCCACAAGGACCCUGCUGUGGCGCUGGCCAAGCGAGGCUAUCAUGUUUUGCUGGAGAAGCCAAUGGCCGUGACUGCUGAAGACUGCAGAGAGAUUGUUGAGGCCUGCAUUCAGAGUCAUGUGAUGCUUACAGUCUGCCAUGUCCUCAGAUAUGACCCUACCAUCCACAAGAUAAAAGAGCUGAUUGACGGUGGCACGAUAGGAGAUGUGAUCCACAUUCAGCACCUGGAGCCGGUGGGAUUCUAUCAUUUUGCUCACUCCUUUGUUAGAGGGAAUUGGAGGAAUGAAAAGACGAGCUCAUUCGCCCUGUUGGCUAAGUCCUGUCAUGACCUGGAUCUCAUCCAUCACUGGGCGGGAGGCCGCAGGUGCGUGAAGGUGUCAUCGUUUGGGUCACUGAGCCACUUCACCAAAGAAAACAAGCCCCAGGGAGCUGCAGCGCGAUGCUUAGACUGUCCAGUAGAGGGAGCCUGUCCGUACUCUGCUUGCAAGAUCUACCUGGAUAGAGUUAGACAGGGAUGCGUGGGCUGGCCUGUGUCGGUGGUGUGCUCCAGCUCCGUGCCCGACAUCGAGUCUGUGACCGAGGCCCUGCGCUCGGGGCCCUAUGGCCGCUGCGUGUAUGAGUGCGAUAAUGACGUCUGCACCAACCAGGUGGUGAACAUGGAGUUUGAAGGGGGUCUCACUGCUGCUUUUUCAAUGGUGGCAUUCACAGAGGUGAUGAGCCAGCGCAAGACUACCAUAUAUGGUAGUAAGGGAGAGCUGCACUAUGAUGGGCAUAAGAUUCGAGUGUUUGACUUCCUCACCCAGAGGGCCACUGUACACACAGCACCCUCUGGGGUCCCUGGGAACUUCGGCAUGCAUGGGCACGGGGGGGCCGAUUAUCACCUACUGGACACUUUCAUCUCCGCUGUCUCUAGUGGAGAUCCGUCUCUGAUUCGCUCAGGCCCGGAAGAGACCCUGUCCAGUCACAGGCUGGUGUUCGAGGCAGAGCGUGCUCGCCGGGAAAACCGGGUUGUGUUCUGUGGCCAGGACAAACGGACCAAUGGGAUCGAGUGACCCAACCGGGGGCGGCGGCGACAAACUCCAAUCCCACUCACUGUGAGUGACACAGCCAAGAGAAUCCUGAAACUGUUCUCUCUGAUUUCCCACUGCGCAGCCACUGCUGUUAUCUACAUUCACUGCUUUUUGUCAACAACAAAUACUUACUUGACAGCUUUGCUUCAGAAUUCAUGAACAUGAAUUUAAUUCAGAAACAUGAAACAAUCAGUUUAACAUUCAUAUGCGGCUCAGUACUGAUAGAGUUCAAUCACAUACAGUAAAAGGGAUAUUAAAAUGAAGUACUAUUUUUUCAUAAGAGUUUUUCCUUUUGGAAAAACAUUUGAGUUUGAGGAAAGAUUUGAAACUUUCAAAUAAUAAAAACCAAAAAAGCAGUAAAGACUUCUAGCUAACAUGAAACCUAGGUGUCAGAAUGGAGUUGAUAAGCAACAAUAUAUAAAAAACUAUUUAUUCUAUUAUUUUUUUGUUUUACAAAAUUUUACAAACAAAAUAACAUGCAGAAAUAAUGCAUCUCUGUAAACUAUAUCCAACACUUAAAACCUGUUAAAAACACUAAAGAAAAAACACAAAAAGCUUUUGUUGACAGUAGUCGAGGUAAUUCAAAACUUGUAAGUGCUUAUAAUUUUUAUUUUUUAAUGUGAAAUGUAAAAUUGUAAGAAAAUGUUUGGGUGGGGGAGGCUGUGCUGGUGCUGUGCAGAUUUGUAAUGGGGCCUCCCCCCUUGUAGCCCCACCACUGGUUGACAGCAAUUGUGUGCCAAUUCAGUUGUUUACAAAGAACAUGUUUCCAUGUUGCACCACUGGAGGGAGCCGUUUCUCCAAACCACUAAAGUCUUCCAGCAGUUUCUUCCUUCCAACACUGUCUUUCCAACUCGAGCCACUGGGGGGAGACUAAACUUGUUAGGGAGCCCACUGUGAGGCCAAGAGGAAUUCUGAAAAGAUCAACUGAGUUCUGUGGUUCAGAUACCACACCGAUUUCACUGGGUCCCCCAAAAAUGUUACGUUCAAGCUCUGAGGAAGCAAAAUAAGACCAAAACUAAAUUGUUGAAUGAGGGGAACACUUUCUAUUGGCAAUGUAUAUCAGAAUUUAUUUAUACAAGAAAGGUACAGUUAUAACAAUUUUAAGUAUUGAGUGUCCUGUACAAAUAGACUUUUUUGUACACAAAUGUAAUAUUACAUUUUUCGAUUAUAUGUGUUGAUCACUGUAUUGAAUUUUGAACAUUUUGCCAGUUUUCACAAUCUAAAUGAAGUAACUAUUCACUUUGCAACCACUGCCUGCCUUUGUGUUGUUAUGGAUUUAAUCACUAUUCUGUUUCUGUUUAAAAAUGCUGCAGAAUGGAAACCGGCCUAUGUAGAAAUAUACAUUUUUUGAAUUAUGUGUUUAAAUCAUUUUUUACAUUAAAAUGAACUAUGGAUUG
Molecule: messenger RNA, 2882 nt
Organism: Anguilla anguilla (European eel)
Lineage: Eukaryota; Metazoa; Chordata; Actinopteri; Anguilliformes; Anguillidae
Molecular function (GO): nucleotide binding
Source: RefSeq, a predicted model, not a curated record